GACGUGCAUUUUCAUCAUCAAUUGAUUAAUUAGGGUUUCGAACUUCCUCCAAAUAAAAGGGCCAAAGUUUAUUCUUUAUUUUUUUUCUUAUUUCAUCCACAAAAAGAAAUUAUUUUCAGAGCCGCAGCUUCGUCUUAGCCUCAGUUGGUAUUUUUGGAUUUGGGUGGGCAGAGAUGGCGAAGUCAAAGAAUCACACCGCUCACAACCAAUCUUACAAGGCUCACAAGAAUGGAAUCAAGAAACCCAAAAGGCAUCGCCACACUUCCACCAAAGGGAUGGAUCCAAAGUUCUUGAGGAACCAAAGGUAUGCAAGGAAGCACAACAAGAAAAACGGAGAGUCUGCGAAUGAAGAAGAGUAAACUUUUAUUGGCAUAAGAUCUAUCUUUGAUCAGUGUUUUCGCAAUGGAAUUGAGCUUUUGUUCUUCAACUAUAUCCGACUUUUAGUUGUAUUUUUGUUUUGGGAUUUUUUAUUUUCAUUGGUAGAAGAGAUUUGACGCUAUGAGCUUAUUAAUAUCAAGAACAUGUUGAGUUUCGGCUGC
Molecule: messenger RNA, 539 nt
Organism: Hibiscus syriacus
Lineage: Eukaryota; Viridiplantae; Streptophyta; Magnoliopsida; Malvales; Malvaceae
Product: 60S ribosomal protein L29-1-like
Exons: 3
Coding region: 174-359 (61 amino acids)
Biological process (GO): cytoplasmic translation
Cellular component (GO): cytosolic large ribosomal subunit; ribosome
Molecular function (GO): structural constituent of ribosome
Source: RefSeq, a predicted model, not a curated record